Molecule: messenger RNA, 1971 nt
Organism: Pseudozyma hubeiensis SY62
Lineage: Eukaryota; Fungi; Basidiomycota; Ustilaginomycetes; Ustilaginales; Ustilaginaceae
Exons: 1
Coding region: 1-1971 (656 amino acids)
Biological process (GO): magnesium ion transport
Cellular component (GO): membrane
Molecular function (GO): magnesium ion transmembrane transporter activity
Source: RefSeq, a predicted model, not a curated record
AUGUCAUCCACAGUCGCGACAAUAACACAGACGGCUACCGCCGCGCCCACAUCAUCAAUAGACGCUGCCGACGCUGCCAAAGCUUCAGCCUCGUCCGCGGUCCAUUCACUGUCAAAAGCCAUCGCAUCCGCGUCGGCCGCUCUCACAUCCGAGUCUGCCAUCGCAUCAGGCAACGAGGCCAACCCACCCGCUUUCAAGUAUGUCGGUCUCGCUUUGGCCGUCGGCUCUGGCAUCCUCAUUGGCUCUUCCUUUGUCUUCAAGAAGAAAGGCUUGCUAGCCGCGCAAAAGAAGUAUGAGACUGCUGCUGGUGAAGGUCAUGCCUACCUUAAGUCGCCCAUGUGGUGGACCGGAAUGAUCAUCAUGGUCUUUGGCGAGAUCUUCAACUUUGUGGCCUAUGCUUUCGCCGAUGCCGUCCUCGUUACUCCGCUCGGCGCCCUCUCCGUCGUCAUUUGCGCCGUUCUCUCGUCCAUCUUCCUCAAAGAAAAGCUCACCCUCUUUGGCAAGGUCGGCUGCUUUCUCUGCAUCGUCGGCUCCGUCAUCAUCGCUCUCAAUGCACCAACCUCGCAUGUCGGCGGCAAGAUCACCGAGUUCCAGAAGCUCUUCAUUGCACCUGGCUUCUUGACGUGGGCGGGCGUUUGCAUCGUCGCCUCGCUCGUGCUUGUCUUUGUCGUCGCACCCAAAUAUGGCAAGACCCACAUGAUGGUCUACAUCACCGUCUGCAGCCUUAUCGGUGGACUUAGCGUCAGUGUCACUUCGGGUCUCGGUUCCGCCAUCCUUCUCUCCAUUCGCGGUCAGAACCAGUUCAAGCAUUGGUUCAUCUACUUCCUGCUCGGCUUUGUCGUCGUCACGCUGCUCGUCGAGAUCAACUACCUCAACAAGGCGCUCGAGCUGUUCAACACUGCCACCGUGACACCCACCUACUACGUCAUCUUUACCGGUGCCACGCUCAUCACGUCCAUCAUCUUGCAGCAAGGCCUCAAUGCGACCGUCAUCGACAUCGUCACACUCGUCAUGGGCUUCCUCGUCAUCUGUGCAGGCAUCGUGCUGCUGCAGCUCAGCAAGAUUGAUCCGGAAGAGCUGCAGGAUAAGCCAGGCUUGGAUCGCGAGACGACUCUCCUCAUGCGGGCCAGCCACUCGGUCAUCUCGCACGGAGGCGAAAAGGCGGACCAAUCGGCGUACGAAGAUCCUGGUGUCGACACGGUGCGAGGAGGAAUGGGCAUCGUUGGUUCCAUGAUCCGUGCUCGCAGCUCUCGUCGCCUCAGCUCCGCCAGCUCAUGGAGGCAUCACAGCGCAGCAGACGAGUACACACUCCGCAGUCGAAACAACCUUCCGCUCACUACGCAGGGCGCCGGCAACAUUGAGAGGUAUCAGCUUCAAGAUGCACCGCUCUCGCCGCGCGGCAUGCAUCGCGACCUAUCUCUGUUGAAUGUGCCCGGUACACCGAGUCGAAGAAACACGGCCAUCUCGUUUGAGCCUGGUGCAGAUUCGCCUCACGGACAUCACGCCGGCGAGCAAUCCUCUGUUUCGCAAUUUGGCACCAUGAACAACAACAGUGCGCUGCAUUCGAUCAAGGAGAGCUCCGACGGUAGCGGUCGUAGUACGCAGGCGUCCGCUUCGGCCAAGACAGGUGCCCAGUCGGCAGCCUAUGUGGAUCCGUAUGCGGCACGUGUCCACUCUCCCCUGUCACCGACAGGACAUGUUCGCACUAUGUGGGAGCAACCUCAACCCAAUCUCGGCUACACCUCUUCGCCAGACGCAACGCCGGAAACUGAGGAUGACGAGUACUCGAUCCGUGCUGUCGCUUCGUCCGCUGCAGACGGUGAGCAGGGCGGUAGCACGCGCAGCACAGCGAAAGGUUAUCCCAAGAUCAAGCCGCGCGUAGCAUCAAAGGGGUUUGGAUCGAAAGGUAGCAGUGACGACGAUGAGGCCGAGGAAUUGCUCAGCCCACGCUUGGGGUACAGUCAACGAUAG